Molecule: messenger RNA, 450 nt
Organism: Lactuca virosa
Lineage: Eukaryota; Viridiplantae; Streptophyta; Magnoliopsida; Asterales; Asteraceae
Source: the annotation of a GenBank genome assembly
AUGCAAGAUGUUGAGCGGCUUCGUGCUGUUGUCGAGCCUUCUCGACCAGCCUCUAUUGAUCAUGUGAGUGUAGAUAUCAGUGUUGAAUCUUCUAGGAACAAAUUUGGGGGAAAUGUGUUUGUGGAUUAUUAUAGUAAAGAGGGGGUUCUCCCUACGGUUAAUAAAGGGAAAAUUGUUUGGCAAAGUGUUGGUAAUCGUGAUGUUGAAAAUCUUGCCAUGGUUUGUCAUUUACAUCCACAAAAGUUGGCUAGAGGGGUUUCGCAUGUGAUGGAUGUUCAGAUAGAGGUGAUUGAUAUUUCGAAUGAUGGGAAUGUGGACAAACGUGUUGUUCCCAAAAGGGACAUGGGCGUUGAUUGCGUGGGGUUUGAACCAGGUGUUGUUUCUGAAACUUUUGAUCGUGUGAAGGUUGAGGGUGGUGGGAAUAAUGUAAAGAGGGUGCUCAAAUCUUGA